AUGGCGCGUAAGACUGAGUGCUGUCGGCUCAAUGGUCUGGAGAUCUCCCUCAUAGUUCUCUUCCUUUUGAUGACAGCGGUCUCAGUGGGGUUAAUAAUAGUCCUGGCCCUCAAACUGGAUUCAGAAAAACAGGAAGUGACUCCAGAGGAGCCGAGCCCAUCAGUGGAUCCUCCAGAGAACCCUUAUCUGAUUGGUGUGGGUCGAGCUGACUGUACCGGGCCUGUGGCCGAUCUGCCCAUGAUGGGUUACGCUAAUACUGAGCAGACGGUGAGAGGGAUCCAUACACGUCUGUUCAGCCGAGCCUUCAUCAUGGACGAUGGCAGUAAAAGAGUGGUGUUCAUCACUGCAGACAUUGGCAUGGUCUCUCAGAGACUGAGGCUAGAGGUUCUGCAAGAGCUUAAGGCGAAAUACGGAGACCUGUACAGACAGGACAAUGUGGUCAUGAGUGGCACACACACACAUGCAGGCGUGGGUGGCUAUUUCCAGUACACCCUCUUUAUGAUCACCAGUAAAGGCUACAUUAAGCCGUCUAUACAAGCCAUCGUCAGUGGAAUAGUCAAGAGCAUUGAUCUAGCUCACAGGAAUUUGAGACCUGGACGAAUUUUUAUAAAUAAAGGACAACUAGUCGACAGCAACUUGAACAGAAGCCCACAUUCAUACAUGAACAACCCUGAGGAGGAGAGAAACAGAAGACAGGGUCCUUUUGUAGCCGGCUUUUCCUCCAGUAAUCUUGGAGAUUCAUCUCCCAACAUUCUCGGCCCCGUCUGUGUGAACACAGGCGAGAAGUGUGACUACCUUAACAGCUCCUGUCCCAUCGGUGGAAAAAAAGAAUGCUUAGCUUUUGGACCGGGUGAGGACAUGUUUGAAAGUACCAGGAUGAUAGGAGAGAAUAUGUACAAAAAAGCAAAGGAGCUGUACAGCAGUGCAAAGCAGGAGCUACAUGGGCCCGUUUACGGCGCACAUCAGUGGGUCAACAUGACCGAUGAGUCUGUCCCAUUCAACUCAACUCAUACAGGACGGACGUGUAAACCUGCUCUGGGCCACAGUUUUGCUGCUGGUACAACUGAUGGAGGAGGAGAGUUCAACUUCAUGCAAGGGGAUACAAAUGGAGAUCCUUUCUGGGAUGGAAUAAGAGAUGCAGUUUUGGGACCGCCGUCCAACGAGACCACAGCUUGUCAUCGGCCUAAACCAAUCCUCUUCAGCACUGGGGAGAUGGAUUCGCCCCUCCCAUGGCAUCCAGCCAUUGUGGACGUUCAGAUCAUCACUAUUGGCUCUUUAGCCAUAGUUGCGGUCCCAGGAGAAUUUACUACCAUGUCAGGGAGAAGGAUACGAGAGGCAGUCAAAAAGGAGUUGGAGGUGAAAGAGUCUUUCGCUAAUGCAGAAGUGGUCGUUGCUGGUCUGUGCAACAUCUACACCCACUACAUCACAACAUAUGAAGAAUAUCAGAUCCAGCGAUAUGAGGGCGCAUCCACUAUUUUUGGCCCUCACACUCUCUUGGCUUAUAUCCAGCGCUACAGAGGCCUGGCCAAAGCUAUAGCUCAUGAAACAAUAAGAGAGUUGCCGAAAGGUCCUGAACCCCCUUUCUUUGAUGAAGACAAACUUUUUAAUCAAGUGAAGGACCCAGUGGCAGAUGUAGCACCAGCUGACACCGUAUUUGGUGACAUCUUAGAGCAGGUUAACCCUGUCUAUAAAGUGGGAGAAAUUGCAUCUGUCACAUUUGUCGCUGGAAACCCGAGACACUCUGGAGAUAUUAGAGAUAAGACAUUUGUCACAGUGGAGAGGUUUCACAACGACACCGACUCAUGGGAAAUAGUUCACACAGAUGCAUCGUGGGAAACGAGGUUUCACUGGAUUAAAGGACUUGCUGGCCGGAGUCAGUCAAAAGUGGAGUGGCACAUCCCGCUCACGGCACAGACAGGAACCUACCGGAUUCAACACUUUGGACACUACAAACAAAUCAUGGAUAACAACACCAUCACCACAGCAUACGUGGGCACUUCUGAUGCUUUCAAAGUCACCAAAAGUUUUUACUACUAUUGAUCAGUGUAUCACUGAGAAAGAUCAUUAGAUGUGAGGCUGACAGCUAUUAGCUGCUCAUAAGGCAGUGUUCAAUUAACUUAAUAACUUAAUGUUGUUGUUCUUUACACUGUCUUUAAACUUUCAUACAGUGAGAGUACUAAAAUGUCAAAUUCACAGACACUGCCCUGCUAAAAAAAACAAACAAUAGAAAUGUAUUAGAUAACCAAUAAAAUGUAUUGGUUUUAAUG
Molecule: messenger RNA, 2267 nt
Organism: Sinocyclocheilus rhinocerous
Lineage: Eukaryota; Metazoa; Chordata; Actinopteri; Cypriniformes; Cyprinidae
Gene: asah2
Product: N-acylsphingosine amidohydrolase 2
Exons: 18
Coding region: 1-2040 (679 amino acids)
Biological process (GO): ceramide catabolic process; sphingosine biosynthetic process; long-chain fatty acid biosynthetic process
Cellular component (GO): extracellular region
Molecular function (GO): N-acylsphingosine amidohydrolase activity
Source: RefSeq, a predicted model, not a curated record